AUGGCCGUACACGGCAGCGCCGGCGCCGACCGAGCCCGCUGGCUCCUCAACGGCAUCCCCGACCGUUUCAACGACUUCUGCCACAUGGAUCAGUUCACCUUCGUCCAGCUCGCCGACUGGAUUCUCGAGAAUGCAGAGUCGAGCACUCACGACGAGGACAUCAGCGUCGAGGAGAGCCUGUUCAUCUUCCUCGACAUUGUCGCCCAGGGCAACUCGUUCAAGAACGCCGCAUACACCUGGAGCCACGAUAUCAAGCUGACCCAGCGCAUCUUCCUCAACGUCCUCAACGCCCUCCAAGUCCUGCGAGAAAAGGAAGACAUCGCCCCCUCAUGCCCAGCCUUCAACACAACGCGAUCGCGCUGGCGGAUAUUACGUACUUGGCGACCGGGAAAGAUGAAGAUGGACGGCAGGAUCAAGGUCGGCGGCGACGGGGGCGACGGCAUCGACAUCGACCGGCAAAGUCUGAUCGAGGCGAUUACGGCGUUGAACAACUUUAUUCAUGAGCGCAAGGAGUUCUAA
Molecule: messenger RNA, 519 nt
Organism: Westerdykella ornata
Lineage: Eukaryota; Fungi; Ascomycota; Dothideomycetes; Pleosporales; Sporormiaceae
Exons: 2
Coding region: 1-519 (172 amino acids)
Source: RefSeq, a predicted model, not a curated record